Messenger RNA from Thermothelomyces thermophilus ATCC 42464, 1511 nucleotides. RefSeq lists its product as uncharacterized. The coding region runs from base 252 to 1427 and encodes 391 amino acids. Gene Ontology annotation, molecular function: metalloendopeptidase activity. The record is from RefSeq and is a predicted model, not a curated record. The transcript has 4 exons. NCBI's taxonomy places the organism in Eukaryota, Fungi, Ascomycota, Sordariomycetes, Sordariales, Chaetomiaceae. Gene Ontology annotation, biological process: mitochondrial protein processing; protein quality control for misfolded or incompletely synthesized proteins. Gene Ontology annotation, cellular component: mitochondrial inner membrane.
GCGAAGACGCAGCGGUCGACGGUCAGGCGGAAGCAGCCGGAGAGAGUACGAAUUCCCAACGCCCUUCCCUGUGCAUUUUUGUUGCCUUUUUUUUUUCCCCCAACCCGAGCUGCACCGAAACCAUGAUGAAGGCCCUCGGCUCGUGGGGCACGUCCGCCGUGCUGCGACCGCAACUGCGACCGCGACUGCAAGUACAACCCCGACUAAACCGGCCUUCGCCAUGGUUUCCUACCGAGAUCCGCCCGCGCAUAAUGGCGCGCAAUUUAUUCCUCAGCAGCAGCUCGCGGCCAAGGCAAAUUCAGCGGGGCAUCGCCGAACCGUUUGGCCGCCGCGAACCAGUCUCGACCCCGUCGCCUCGCCCGCUUGAACAACCGAGCUUCCGGCCACACGCGCCCCGAUCCCAGAACCAACAACGCCGUUUCUACAACUACUACCCCGGCGGCGGCGGCGGCAAUCGCGAAAGAUCCCCGCCUCCUUACGAUCCCGAGCACCGCGAGGCCCGGCUCCGGGAGGCAAAACCCCUCUUCCACUGGCGCGGCUUCCGCGCGCUCAACACGCCGUCGACCUACACCGUCGUCGCCGUCGCCGUGUCGGGCGCCCUCAUCUUCUACUUCUCCAACCUCGAGACGGUGCCCGUGUCCGGGCGGACGCGCUUCAACGUGUACAGCCCGGAGUCGGUCAAGAAGGCGGGAGAGAUGGAGCACAAGCGGCUGCUGUGGGAGCUGGAGCAGAGGGGCGCCCGCCUGCUGCCCGACUGGGACCCCCGCACCAUCCGCGUCAAGAGGGUCAUGGCCCGCCUGAUACCCUUCUCGGGCAUGCAGGACGAGAAUUGGGAGGUGUACGUCGUGGACGAUCCGCGCACGGCCAACGCGUUCGUGCUGCCAGGCGGGAAGGUCUACGUCUUCAGUGGGAUCCUGGGCCUGGCGAGGAACGACAGCGGGCUGGCGACCGUGCUGGGCCACGAGGUCGCGCACAACCUGGCGGACCACCACGGCGAGCGGCUGAGCCAGGACAUCGGCGCCAGCAUCGUCCUGUGGAGCCUCGUCAUCCUGGGCGGCGCCUUUGGGCUGGGCCCCAUCAUCAUGCACUUCUUCGGCUCGCGCUUCCUCGACGUCGCCUUUGGUUUCCCCAUGAGCCGGCUGCAGGAGAGCGAGGCCGACUACAUCGGCCUGAUGAUGAUGGCCGAGGCCUGCUACGAUCCGCGGGAAGCCGUCGGCUUCUGGGCCCGCAUGGAGAGGGCCACCGGGCAGGAAGUGCCCGAGUGGAUGAGCACGCACCCGACGAACAUGAACAGGAUCAAGAAGAUUCAGGAGUGGCUGCCUCAAGCCAUGGAGAAACGAGCCAAGAGCGACUGCAGCACGACGGCGUCAUUUGCCGACCUCUUCAGACAGGCUUUACGCACCGGUCAGGCUGUCAUUGUCAUAUAAAAGGCACCCCCCCCCCUUUUUUUUUUCUUCUCUUUUUGUUCAGGAGCGCGGAGUUACGGCAAGAUAGACACGGGGAUUGGGUUC